CUGUUAAGAUUGGAAUUAUGAAAAAUUAUUAACUAAAUAUUAUUAAACACAUCCAUGCGUCCAUAUGUUUAAGGAAGCCUUUAAGUAUUAUAAAGCGAAAUGGCCUCCACCAGACCUAAAUGGCGUAAUCGAUUUUGAAGAGCCGUCUAAAACAAAUCAUGAGAGCACCUUGGUAGAAUUGCAGGACAAUGUUCCGGGCUUGCAUCUUAGUUUCCCGCCCAUAGGCCUGCAACCACCGCAGAGCUGGCGUUGCUAUGCACUAAAAUCCCAUCCCGGCAUAUUAGUUAUACGUAAUCCGUUUACUGUGCAUGGCCAACGAUAUUGGAUAGCACGCAGCCUGCGGGACUAUCCACGAGCUCCAAAUAGAAUUAACUUAAAUGAGAAUCUGUUUGCGAGCGAUGCCAUUAAGGAUUGGUGGAAUGCAUUGCAGCAAUGUGACGAUAAGGAUGAGGCGCGGCGUCUCAAGAUUUCGAUGCGAUGGGCCACCCUGGGCUAUCAUCACGAUUGGGAUACAAAGGUGUAUAGCGAGACAAUGCACACACCCUUUCCGCAAGAUCUGAGCAAUUUGUGCCAGUACAUCGCGACAGUUCUGGGCUUUGCAGACUUUGAGGCGCAAGCGGCCAUCGUUAACUUCUACCCAAUAGGUACCACCUUAUCUGGACACACAGAUCACUCCGAGCCGAAUCAGACGGCGCCACUGUUUUCUUUCAGCUUUGGUCAGACUGCGGUCUUCCUAAUUGGUGGCACAACACGAGAGGAACGUCCCAGUGCCUUGUAUUUGCGCAGCGGCGAUGUGCUGAUUAUGUCUCAGCAGUCGCGUCUUUGCUAUCAUGCGGUACCGCGUGUUAUGAAGACCCAAGAGGAACCUUGGAAUAACUUGCCCGCUGAUGAUGCCGACGAGAAGCUAAUGAAACCAGAGCGAAAAAAAUUGCGCCGUGACUUUGAGGAUAAUUCAAAUGUAUGUGAUAUGUCCUUAUAUCGUUUGGUGCGUGAUGACAGCUUUUGGCUACCAUAUAUGCACUAUCUGAACGAUUCCCGCAUUAAUAUAAAUGUGCGACAAGUGCUCCCAUCAGGCGUCAAACAGCUACCGCUACCACCGUCCUGACUUAUGUGGUCUUCGGUGGAUUUCAAUUCCAACUGCUCGCAGUCGUGACCAAAACUUUUGUACCUUCGUGCUUGCAUAACCAAUUGGUUGACAUAUUCUCGGAUCGAGAAGCAAGGAGUGAGGAAUAAAACAUUUGCGUUUUAGUCAUUAGAAA
This is a messenger RNA of Scaptodrosophila lebanonensis, 1259 nucleotides long. RefSeq names its product nucleic acid dioxygenase ALKBH1 (gene AlkB). The record is from RefSeq and is a predicted model, not a curated record. The coding region runs from base 65 to 1105 and encodes 346 amino acids. The transcript is spliced from 3 exons. NCBI's taxonomy places the organism in Eukaryota, Metazoa, Arthropoda, Insecta, Diptera, Drosophilidae. Gene Ontology annotation, biological process: oxidative RNA demethylation. Gene Ontology annotation, cellular component: nucleus; cytoplasm. Gene Ontology annotation, molecular function: ferrous iron binding; oxidative RNA demethylase activity; broad specificity oxidative DNA demethylase activity.